Fibroporia radiculosa is the source of this 246-nucleotide messenger RNA. RefSeq lists its product as uncharacterized. Lineage: Eukaryota; Fungi; Basidiomycota; Agaricomycetes; Polyporales; Fibroporiaceae. Bases 1 to 246 code for a protein of 81 amino acids. The record is from RefSeq and is a predicted model, not a curated record. The transcript has 2 exons.
AUGGAUCCAGCAGACGUUCACCCCGAGUCAAAAGACUACGACCUCUUUGUUAAGGAGUACAAUGCUGACAUUACAGCAUCUCGAUUGAUCGAGGCGUGGAAAAACCAGGCCCCAGAGUAUCCCCCUCAAGCGUUUCUUGCGGACGCACAACUGGACGACUAUCUUGUUAUCGAGCAGCGCCGUUUCUCCCUCUGGCUCCACCACGAGCGGGGGGAACGUUUCGGGGUGAUUGCCGCCCCGCUGUAA